Molecule: messenger RNA, 1383 nt
Organism: Zygotorulaspora mrakii
Lineage: Eukaryota; Fungi; Ascomycota; Saccharomycetes; Saccharomycetales; Saccharomycetaceae
Gene: HOS1
Product: histone deacetylase
Exons: 1
Coding region: 1-1383 (460 amino acids)
Source: RefSeq, a predicted model, not a curated record
AUGACUAAAUUGGUAAUAUCCGCGUCGGAUUUCCAAUCUCAGGUGGCUGAUCUAUUGCCAAGCAACAAAGGGACAAAAUCUCAACUGACGCUUUCUUUGAUCCAGUGUUACUCACUACUAGAUGGCUUUGAUCAUGUUAUCACAAAACCUGCAUGUUCAAAAAGUGAUUUACUAAAAUUUCAUUCCUUGAAGUACGUUGGUAUUAUACUAGAUGAGAAGCUCAAUAAAAACCUGCCAUUUGAUAACGAUGAAGAAGCGUUAUCUGGAUUGAAUGAUUUAAGAGCCGCUUGGAAUGAGACCCAUUACGAUGAACCAAAUAAGGCAAGGUACAUCUUCGAAAAAAAAUCCGAUUUACUUAGUUACUUCAAUGAAUUUUCAUUGAUACCAACCGUUAAAUCUUGUAAGAGUUCAUUUGGGGACGCUUUUGACAAGAUAAGAUUGGAUAAUAAUGCCUCCGAAUCUGAAGAUGAUUUAGAUACUUAUAAUCUAGAGGGUGACUGCCCAUUGUUUUCAUACUUGCCAAUGUACUGUCAAACCGUCACUGGUGCAAGCCUGCUGCUUGCCGACUACAUUGGUAAGUCAGAAAGAACUGUCGCUAUAAACUGGGAUGGAGGCAGACACCAUGCUUUUAAGGGUCGGGCUAGUGGAUUCUGCUACGUCAAUGACAUAGUUUUGCUAAUACAGAAGCUACGAAAAAAGGGAUUUCAGAAGAUGAGUUAUGUCGAUUUUGACCUACACCAUGGUGAUGGUGUAGAGAAGGCGUUUCAGUUUUCAUCGAAUAUCCAAACUUUAUCUUUACAUUUAUUUGAGCCGGGUUUCUUUCCGUGCACCGGAUCAUUAGAGGAUUCAAAAAAGGGCAAGAACAUUUUUAAUAUACCAUUGCUACAUGGGCUCAACGAUGCGUUUUUGUUCUCCUUAGUCAAUAGAAUAAUCAAACCUCUUAUAUCGAGCCAUGAACCUGAAAUUCUCCUUAUCCAAUGUGGAGGUGACGGCCUCAUAGGCGACAGUUUCGAAGAAUGGCAAUUAUCAAUACGAGGAUUGUCUGAGUGCAUAAUGAAUCUCCUCACAGAGUUCAAGAAAUGUUCCGUUAUACUUCUAGGAGGCGGAGGCUAUAAUGUGACCGUCAUGAGUAGGUUCUAUACUUACCUGACAUCGAAGAUAUUGACGAAAUAUAAAAACGAUUACAUGAAAUCCAUAUCUCUUGAGUUCUCAGAAGAUGCCUUAAUACCAGAGCAUGAAUUUGUAGAGCAAUACGCAGAGGAGCACUAUAAAUUUUGGUAUUAUGAAUUAGAAGGAAGUCUCAAAAGAAAGACCUUAAAGAAUGAUAACCGAAUUGAGUACAUAACAAAGUUGGAAAACUUGUACCGUAUACGAAUACCGUAG